Messenger RNA from Besnoitia besnoiti, 1050 nucleotides. Its product is annotated as putative glycosyl transferase. The record is from RefSeq and is a predicted model, not a curated record. Gene Ontology annotation, biological process: dolichol-linked oligosaccharide biosynthetic process. The coding region runs from base 1 to 1050 and encodes 349 amino acids. Gene Ontology annotation, cellular component: UDP-N-acetylglucosamine transferase complex. The transcript is spliced from 5 exons. NCBI's taxonomy places the organism in Eukaryota, Apicomplexa, Conoidasida, Eucoccidiorida, Sarcocystidae.
AUGCUGCCUUCUUCUCCUCUCUUGAGUCUCUCCUUUGCCGCGCUUCCUCCGGUCCCCUUCCUCGUUGCAUGCGCAUCUGCGGCACUGUUCCGCUCUGCGUUCGCCUCUUUGCCGCUUGAUUUCUUGUUCUUCCGCCUGCCUUCUUCUGCGCACGCGCCGCCCCUGCAAGAGGAGGCUGGGCGACCGCGCGGCAGCGCUGCGGUUUCCACACUCGCUUCGUCUUUCGUGCUCUCCUUUGUCUUCAUCUUCUCGCUCUGCUGCUGCCUGCGCCUCGCCCAGUGGAUCUCUAGUAGGGUGACCCUCCAGAAGCGGGAAGCCCUGCCCGAAGGUCCGGCCUCGAGGCGCGGGGCCAGACGUCGAGAAGGCACUCGCCCCGAAGAAGAAGAGAAAGAAAAGGAAGGAAGGGAGGAGAGCGCCGCCGCGGACAUCCCCCUGCGGGUUGUCGUCGUUCUCGGAUCGGGCGGACACACUGCGGAGAUGCUGCAUCUGGUUCGCGGCUUCAACCCUCGUUUUUUCAAACUCCAUUUCCUCGUCGCGGACUCCGACACAAACAGUCUGCGGCAGCUGACCGCGACCCAGUGGGGUCUCCCCGAGACAGAGGCGCGGAGCGAAGGGGAGAGAAGAAACGCUCCCGACACGAGCGGCGAGGGCAACGAGGCGAGGGCCCUGAAGGAGCUGAUGGAGCAGCGCGGGUUUGGGGUGUUUCGGAUUCCGAGGAGUCGCGACGUUGGUCAGCCCUUUUUCACUUCGAUUUUCUCUUCGUUGCACGCCCUGGGCGUCUCCUUGCGCCUUGUGUGGACUCUAAACCCGCAGCUGGUGCUGGUUAACGGUCCGGGCACGUGUGUCCCCGUGGCCUUCGCCGCCCUCGUCCGCGAGUUCGUCACGGGCACGCGGUUCUCGCUUAUUUUCGUCGAGAGCGCCUGCCGCGUCGAGUCCCUCUCCCUCUCGGGGCGGCUCCUGUACCCCUUCGCCGACCGUGUCUUCGUGCAGUGGGAGUCGCUCGCCAAGAAGUUCCCCAAGAGCGAAUUCCUCGGCUCGCCGCUGUACUGA